UUGUGUAAAAGGUCCCUCUGUUAGGGUUUUUCUUCGGGGGUUUUGUUCUCCUUUCUCAUCGAUUAAUCCUCCGCAGAAAUUCCCAGCUUCCGCGGCUAGUUUUCUCGUCUGCGACCUAACAAUGUUGUCUCCGAAGGAAUUAGUGGCAAUAGUACAGUCUUCACUGCUCGGAACGUCACGGCCAACUCCAACGCAGCGAAUCGAACUCACUCAUGCCAUUCGAUAUUCCUUUUCCUCUAUUCAGAACCUCCUCUCUUUUCCGCCACCGAAGCCGUCCGAUAGAGCGCAAGUUCAGUCCCGAGAGAUUCGACUCCCUGAUUCGUUGCCAAUACCUUUGGAUGAACAAGAUGUCGCGAUUACCUUGAAACUGAGUGAUGAGCUUCACCUAAACGAGAUUGAUUCUGUUCGUCUGCUUGUAUCUGCAAACCAGGAGUGGGGCUUGAUUGGACGAGACCCGCUUGAGAUUCAACGGCUUGCAACUGGCCUAUGGUAUACAGGGAGAAGAGAUCUUACAUCAACACUCUACACACUCUUGAGGGCAGUCGUUCUGGACCAGGGGGUUGAACCUGAUCUUAUAGCUGACAUUCAGGGACUCUUAGAAGAUCUGAUUAAAGCUGGGCUCAGACAACGGUUGAUAAAUCUUAUAAAGGAACUUAAUCGGGAGGAACCUUCUGGCUUAGGUGGGCCCUUAUCUGAGCGAUACCUUAUUGACUCACGAGGUGCUCUUGUUGAACGACGUGCUGUUGUUCAUAGGGAAAGACUGAUCCUGGGACAUUGCCUUGUACUUUCUAUUUUGGUUGAUAGACCUGGUCCAAAAGAUGUGAAGGAUAUUUUAAAUGUUUUAAAAGAUAAUGCAGCUCAAUUAACUCAAGGAAAUGACACCAUAAGUUAUCAGAUUACUUUUAGUCUUCUGUUUUCUCUCAUCAUCACCUUUGUAUCAGAUGCUAUCAGCGCACUAUCUGAUGUGUCAUCCAUGAUUUCUCAAGAUUCUUCGUUUAGGACAGAGUUUCAGGAUAUUGUAAUGGCUUCUGGCAGUGACGUCAUUGUUGAUGGCUUCAUUGGUGGCAUAAGGCUUGCCUGGGCUGUGCAUUUAAUGUUGAUUUAUGAUGGAAUAUCUGGAAUGGAUACGAUUUCCACCGCUUCAACAACAGAUAUGGGGCACAUAUGCUUCUGCCUGGAGUCCAUCUUUUCAAAAAAUGUGUUUCAAUUUUUGCUUGAUAAUGUUCUUCUGACUGCAGCCUAUCAGAAUGACGAGGAGGACAUGGUCUACGUAUACAAUGCGUAUCUUCACAAGUUAACCUCUUGUUUUUUAUCUCACCCGAUCGCAAGAGACAAGGUGAAGGAAUCAAAGGACAUGUCUAUGAGCAUUUUAAAUUCUUACCGAACCUAUGAUUCACUUGACGGCAGCAUGCAGACUGAAGAGGCUGACAGGCCACUGCCCUUCAUUUCCCUUAUGGAGUUUGUAAGCAACAUAUAUCAGAAGGAACCUGAGCUACUCUACGGGAAUGAUGUCUUGUGGACAUUUGUGAAUUUUGCUGGAGAGGACCACACAAAUUUUAAAACCCUUGUGGCAUUUCUGGAAAUGCUGUGUACCUUGGCUUCCACUCAAGAAGGUGCUUCUAAGGUUUAUGAGUUGCUCCAAGGUACAGCAUUUCGCAGUAUAGGAUGGGCAACUUUGUUUGAUUGCAUAAGAAUUUACGACGAUAAGUUCAAGCAGUCUCUUCAAACUGCUGGAACCAUGAUGCCAGAGUUCCUGGAGGGCGAUGCAAAAGCACUUGUUGCAUAUCUGAAUGUACUCCAGAAGGUUGUUGAGAAUGGUAAUCCUACCGAGAGGAAAAAUUGGUUCCCUGAUAUCGAACCAUUUUUUAAGCUUCUUGGUUACGAGAACGUCCCUCCAUAUCUGAAGGGUGCUCUUAGGAAGACCAUUGCUGCCUUUGUUUAUGUCUUUCCCGAAAUGAGGGACUCUAUCUGGGCAUUUCUUGAGCAGUAUGAUCUGCCGGUUGUCGUGGGAUCACCUGUGGGAAAGAGUGACCAAUCUUCUCAGGUCUAUGAUAUGCAGUUUGAGUUAAAUGAAAUUGAAGCAAGGAGAGAACAAUAUCCUUCAACAAUAUCGUUCCUUAAUCUUAUUAACGCUCUGAUUGCCGGAGAGAACGAUGUGACUGAUCGUGGGCGUAGGUUUAUCGGCAUCUUCAGAUUUGUCUAUGAUCAUGUAUUCGCCCCUUUCCCUCAGAGGGCCUACUCAGAUCCUUGUGAGAAGUGGCAAUUGGUUGUGGCAAGCCUUCAACAUUUUCACAUGAUUUUAAGCAUGUAUGAUAUUCAGGAGGAGGAUCUUGACGGAUUUACUGAGCACUCACAGUUUUUGGCGUCAAUUGAAACAUCUUCACUGCAAACACAGCUUCCAGUGAUAGAAUUACUAAAAGAUUUCAUGAGUGGUAAAACUCUUUAUAGGAACCUUAUGGGUGUCCUUCAGGUUGGGGUGAAUUCUAUCAUGAGUGAUCGAAUGAGUAAAACUUAUGGGAAGAUCUUAGAAAAGGCUGUACAACUUUCUUUGGAAAUCUUACUGCUCGUAUUUGAGAAGGAUUUGCAUGUUUCCGAUGUCUGGCGGCCACUGUACCAGCCUUUGGAUAUAAUUCUCUCACAAGAUCAUAAUCAAAUUGUUGCCAUGUUGGAGUAUGUCAGAUAUGAUCCUCUUCCUCAGAUUCAGAGAUCUUCAAUCAAAUUGAUGAACAUUUUAAGUUCUCGCUUGGUUGGACUCGUUCCAAUGCUGAUUAAAAUUAAUGCUGCGAAUUCCUUGAUUGAGGAUUAUGCGUCCUGCCUUGAGCUACGACUGGAAGAGGGUGAAGUUGUAGAGAACAGUUCUGAUGAUCUAGGGGUCCUUAUUAUGCAGCUUCUGGUUGAUAAUAUCAACCGGCCUGCACCAAGUAUCACACAUUUGCUUCUAAAGUUUGACCUGGAUGCCCCCGUAGAAGGCACAGUUUUGCAGCCUAAGUUUCACUACAGUUGUCUGAAGGUCAUUCUUGACAUUCUGGAAAAACUUCCAAACCCUGAUAUAAACUUCUUACUCUUUGAGUUCAGUUUUCAGCUUUUGUGUGAGUUGAGUUUGGAUCCAUCAACUAGUGGUCCAACCAUGGAUCUCUUGAGCAGCAAAAAGUAUCAGUUUUUUCUUCGGCAUCUUGAUACCAUCGGUGUUGCUACACUCCCAAGAAGAAGUGGUAGCCAGGCUCUCCGUAUUAGUUCCCUUCAUCAGAGGGCGUGGCUGCUAAAGCUCCUAGGUAUUGCAUUGCAUACUGGUUCUGGAAGCAGUUCAGCUCACCUAGAAGCAUGUCAGAGCAUACUUUCUCAUCUUUUUGGGCGGGAGGUAACCGAAGCAGGGAGUGAACGUUCUUUUUCCAGUACAUAUCCUCUUCAGGAUGGUCUUGAUUAUGCUGGAACUAGUUCAAUCAGUAAGAGUAAGGUUUUGGCCUUGCUUGAGAUCCUCCAGUUUAGAUCUCCUGAUGCUUCUAUGCAGCUUCCUCAAAUUGUGUCAAACCGAAAGUAUGACACACUGGUUGAGGAAAUACUUGGGAACCGUGAUACCUCUGUUAACGGCAGUAUCUACUAUUAUUCUGAGCGUGGUGACCGCCUGAUUGAUCUAUCUUCCUUCAGCAACAAACUCUGGCAGAAACUACAUUCUGGAUUUCCCCUAGUGGAUAGUUUUCCAAAUGUUUCUGAGCUUAACAAAGUUAGAGAGACAAUUCAACAGCUGUUAAAAUGGGGUUGGAAGUAUAAUCGAAACCUUGAGGAGCAAGCUGCCCAAUUUCAUAUGUUAGCUGGCUGGUCUCAGAUUGUUGAGGUAUCUGCUUGCAGAAGAUUGUCUUCCCUGGAUAAUCGGUCUGAAAUUUUGUACGGGAUACUUGAUGCCUCUCUUAGUGCCUCUGCUUCUCCAGAUUGUUCAUUAAAAAUGGCGUUUGUACUUACUCAGGUCGCCCUUACCUGCAUUGCCAAACUUCGUGAUGAUAGAUUUUUGUUUCAUGGUGCCUUGAAUUCUGACACAGUGACAUGUCUAGAUGUCAUGAUGGUAAAACAUUUGUCCACUGGUGCUUGCCACUCAAUUCUAUAUAAACUUGUUAUGGCAAUUCUAAGGCACGAGUCAUCAGAAUCCUUGAGAAGGCGCCAAUAUGCAUUGCUCUUGAGCUAUUUCCAGUACUGCCAGCAUAUGAUUGCUCUGGAUGUGCCAACGUCAGUCGUGCAGUUCUUGUUGCUUAAUGAGCAAGAUGAUGAAGAUUUGGAUAUCCAGAAGAUUGACAAGGAGCAGGCUGACCUUGCUCGCGCCAACUUUGCUGUAAUAAAGAAAGAAGCUCAGGGCAUCCUGGAUCUGGUAAUCAAGGAUGCAUGUCAAGGCAGUGAGUUUGGAAAAACGAUAUCACUUUACGUACUGGAAGCUCUUGUUUGUAUUGAUCACGAGAGAUAUUUUCUGAGUCAGCUUCAGAGCAGAGGUUUCAUACGAUCUUGCCUUGGCAGCAUUAGUAAUAUUUCCUACCAGGAUGGAACACAUUUGCUGGAGUCACAACAGCGAGCAUGUACCUUAGAGGCAGAAUUUGCAUUGCUACUUAGAAUUAGCCACAAGUACGGAAAGUCUGGAGGCCAGGUUCUUUUCUCCAUGGGUGCACUGGAACACAUUGCCUCAUGUAGAGCUAUCAGCUUCAAGGGAAAUAUAAGGCGAGUCGAUAUGAAGGUUCAGAGGGAUGCAGGAUAUGAUGUUCAAAAGCAACGAACAAUAAUCACUGCUGUCCUAAGAUUGGUGUUUGCUCUAACUUCAUUGGUUGAGACCACUGAAUUUUUUGAGGGGAGGAAUAAAAUUGUCCGUGAAGUCAUUGAGUUUAUCAAGGAACAUCAGUUUCUUUUUGACCAACUUCUUCGGGAAGACUUUACCCAAGCAGAUGAUGUAUUGAUGGAGCAAAUUAUCCUAGCAGUAGGAAUAUUGAGCAAGAUCUGGCCUUAUGAAGAGAACAAUGAAUGUGGAUUUGUUCAAGGGAUGUUUGAUAUGAUGAGCAAGCUUUUCAUCGUCUCUCCGAUUCAAUCCAUAUCAUCGCGAGUAGGACAAGUAGUUCAGGAAGGGCCCAGGGUCAAAUUGUCUCAGUUGCGAUUCAGCUUGACUUUUUAUUUAUAUUUUCGGGGGCCCAAAAAUUCAUUGGGGUUACAGGUUUCAGAUAAUUCUUUUGAUAACUCCACUAAACUACGGCAACCAACGUUGAUGCUGCUUGCAUCUCUUCUUUCGCAUGUGACUGAUUCCCUCGAGAGAGCAGCAGAGAAAAAGUCCUUACUUCUUCAUAAGAUUAGAGACAUUAACGAGCUCUCCAGACAAGAUGUAGACGCUGUAAUCAAGAUGUGUGAUUGCCAAGAAUAUGUCACACCCUCCGACAACAUACAUAAGAGGAGAUACAUAGCUAUGGUCGAAAUGUGCCAAAUCGUGGGUACCAGGGACCAGUUAAUCACAUUGUUACUACAACUAGCAGAGCAUGUACUAAAUAUCAUCCUGAUCCAUUUCCAGGAUAGAUCUGUUAGUUCAAACGAAAGGGGAUCAUACGGUUCAAAAUCCCAUCAACAACAGGAUAUUACAAAUCUAUGUGGCAAAUUGUCACCUACCAUAGAAAGGCUUGUAUUACUGAAUGAGGGAAAAGUAGGACAUAACCUGAAGGUGUUCCUAAGACUGGCGACUACUGUAAAAGAAAUGGCUGUCCAAAAGUGUUUAUGAUAUUGUAUGUGGUUAUUGAACGAUUUCUUGUAUGAAAUGUCCAAAUCUAAAAUGUAUUGUGGGUAUGUAUAACUGGGCUCAGGGAUUUUCAAUUAUGAAAUUGCUAGGUGUCCACCAGAUCUCAUAAACCUUAUAAUUUCCCCGAGAAUGAUUUUAUUAAACCACUACUUUCUUGCUCAA
Eutrema salsugineum is the source of this 5914-nucleotide messenger RNA. RefSeq names its product nuclear pore complex protein NUP205. The coding region runs from base 122 to 5734 and encodes 1870 amino acids. Gene Ontology annotation, cellular component: nuclear pore. The transcript is spliced from 44 exons. NCBI's taxonomy places the organism in Eukaryota, Viridiplantae, Streptophyta, Magnoliopsida, Brassicales, Brassicaceae. The record is from RefSeq and is a predicted model, not a curated record.